Tetrapisispora phaffii CBS 4417 is the source of this 558-nucleotide messenger RNA. It is a transcript of the gene COA1, whose product is annotated as Coa1p. Gene Ontology annotation, biological process: mitochondrial respiratory chain complex IV assembly. The record is from RefSeq and is a predicted model, not a curated record. NCBI's taxonomy places the organism in Eukaryota, Fungi, Ascomycota, Saccharomycetes, Saccharomycetales, Saccharomycetaceae. The transcript has a single exon. The coding region runs from base 1 to 558 and encodes 185 amino acids. Gene Ontology annotation, cellular component: mitochondrial inner membrane.
AUGUUAAAAAUAACUAAUAAAGCAAUUACCAGAAAUCUAUUAUGCCUUAGUUCCAAGCGCUCGAUAGUGUUUCAGGCAACUAAGUUAAGAUCUACAAUAAGCACAGUAGAGACUGAAAAAAUCAGAAAACCAAUUACUAUAAACGACGAAUUACCUGACCCAACAGAACAUCAGUUCAGACAAAGAUUAGGGUUUGUUGCUUUUGUUUUAUCAGUAAGUAGUGCUUUAGGCCUUCUUUUCAAUUAUGAGAAGACAGAAUCGCCAAUUGUCGUUAAUACUAUAUACUAUUUACGUAGAUCUGCUAAAACCAGGGAAAUUUUAGGUGACAAUAUUGAAUUUGAUGGUUUGAUUCCUUGGGUUUCUGGCAAAUUAAAUCAAGUGCAGGGGAAAGUUAACAUUAAAUUUCAUAUAAAGGGUAGCAAUAACGUAGUCGGUACUGUAAGACUAGUUGCUGAUAGAAAUAACCGUGAUGAAGAAUUUUUAAUCCAUGAAUGGACUUUAACUGUCAAUGGUCAAAAACUUGACAUUUUAUCAGAAAUAGAAGGAGCUUCAAUUUAA